Camellia sinensis is the source of this 1978-nucleotide messenger RNA. RefSeq lists its product as uncharacterized. Lineage: Eukaryota; Viridiplantae; Streptophyta; Magnoliopsida; Ericales; Theaceae. The record is from RefSeq and is a predicted model, not a curated record. Gene Ontology annotation, molecular function: protein binding.
ACUUGUUUUUCAUUUUUUGGUGCUUUAUCUAGUGCUCAUAUACAAGUGUGUGUGAGAUAGAGUGAGAGUAUUGGAGAGAGAAGCUGACGAUGAUGACGCAGAAAAUCCCAAAAGCUAGUGUGGUUUUGAGAGACGGUGUUUGUGAUCUUCAAAAAGAAUUUCCAAUUCCAAUACGGGUUUGCUAACAUUGACGAUGCCCCAACUCAGUUCGAUCACAUGCUUCGAAUGUGACCUUUGCCCUCAAUUCUUCGAUUCAACCAACUCUUAACUUCAAUUGCAAGAUCAAAGCAUUAUUCCACUGCGAUUUCUCUGUUUACAAAAUUGGAUUUCUGUGGUGUUUGUACACUUAACAUCGUUAUUAAUUGUUUCUGUAGCUUGAAUUGAGUUGAGUUGGGUUUUUCUGUUUUUGGGAAAAUAUUGAAAUUUGGUUAUGAUCCAGACACCACAACCUUCGAUACCCUCAUCAAGGGGUUUUGUCUUAAUGGUAACAUGGCUUCUGCUGUUAAGUUUUUUGAUGAAAUUGUGGAGAAAGGGUUCCAACCGAAUUUCAUUACUUACGGCACUAUAAUGAAUGGACUAUGCAAAAUUGGAAACACUAGUGCUGCUAUUCUUUUGCUCAGAAAGAUGGAAGAAAAAGGAAAUUGUGAGCCUGGACUAGUGGAAUAUAGCAUGGUCAUCAAUAGCCUUUGCAAGGACAGACUAGUAACCGAGGCUUUGAAGCUCUUUUAGGAAAUGAUAGGUAAAGGUAUUUCACCAGAUGUCAUCACUUACACGUUGUUAAUUCAAGGUGUAUCUAGUUUAUGUGAGUGCAAAGAAGCUACAAGAUUGUUGAAUGAAAUGGUUGGUAAGAAUAUCUGGCCAAAUGUUCAUACUUUUAACAUUUUAGUUUAUGCACUUUGCAAAGAAGGAAAGGCCAAAGAAGCACAAAUUGUGGUUCAAUUGAUAAUCCAAAGAGGUGUGGUGCCUGAUGUUGUCACUUAUAGUGCUGUAAUGGAUGGGUAUUGUCUGUGUGGCCAAGUAGAUGGGGCAAGGAAAAUGUUUGAUGUUAUGGUUAGUAGGGGUUGUGCUCCUGAUGUUGUCACUUAUAAUGUCUUGAUAAAUGGGUAUUGUAAGAUCAAAAACGUAGAUGAAGCCAUGAAUCUCUGUAAGGAAAUGUCUCAAAAAAGAUUGCUUCCUGAUAUUAUUACCUACACCACUCUUAUUGGUGGCUCGUGCCAAACAAGAAGGCCUCGAGAUGCACUUUUGCUUCUUGAUGAGAUGCUAACUCAUGGCCAAAUUCCUGAUCUAUUUACUUACUCUACUUUGCUAGAUGGCCUAUGCAACAACCAAUAGAUUGAUGAGGCAUUGGCAUUGUUUGAAAAGAUUGAAACAGCUGGAUUAGUUUCUAAUAUUGUUGUCUAUAAUAACCUAAUACAUGGCAUGUGCAAAGUUGGGAAGCUCGAUGAUGCAAGAAAACUCUACUUGUGUCUUUCUGCUAAAGGUUUGAAACCUAAUGUUUGCACAUAAAAUAUAAUGAUCAAUGGACUUUGCAUGGGAAGGCUACUUGAUGAAGCAAGCAAGUUGCUAAUGAAAAUGGAAGAAGGAUGCUCACCAGAUUUUUACUCGUAUAAUAUAUUGGUUCAAGGAUUUCUACAAAAUAAUGGAACACAGAAAGCAUUGCAAUUGCUUCACAUAAUGGAUGAUAGAGCUAUCUCCGUGGACCCAUGCACUGUAACCUUGCUAGUUAAAUUGUUGUCUAAUGAUGGAUUAGAUAAUUCGUCAAAGGAAAUGCUUCAUGUGUUUUUUGGAAUUGCUUAAUUUUCCAAGUAACCACCUAGGUUUUCUGAAGCUACUUUGUUUUCUAAGGCAUCAUAAUGAGUCAAGGAAUUGCGUUGAUAUAUAUAUGCUUUAUUGAUAAUUGUUGUUACUUGUAAGUUGAUUUAACUCAAACAUACUUGCUUUGAUAUUAUAUUUUAUAUAAAGGUCUGUUUUUGUUGCU